Lachancea nothofagi CBS 11611 is the source of this 1356-nucleotide messenger RNA. Lineage: Eukaryota; Fungi; Ascomycota; Saccharomycetes; Saccharomycetales; Saccharomycetaceae. The record is from the annotation of a GenBank genome assembly.
AUGGCAAGGAUUUGGAGGGAAUAUAAGGCCCCAGACGGGUCAAAAUAUUAUUACAAUGUUAAGUCACAACAGUCUACAAGAGAGAAACCAGCCGAUUUCGAAGAUCAUGCGACGGGAGCAAGAAAAUCACGGAAGACGGAGCCCCAAGCGAUAUACCACGUAACUUUGGCGAACAACUGGAGCAUGGUGGUAUGUGAAAACGGUUCGAGGUUUUUCGAUUGUAAAGGGACUCUCGGUCCCCAACAGGAACUGGAUGACGACGAGAGUGCCGAGAUCUUGUCGCAGAUUGGAAAGGAAAAAUUAGCUUUACUCGCGGAGACAGCUCAAAAUGGUGGUGGAAAGGACAGCGAAAUUUAUAAGGAAAUUCUAAAGGCUGUAGAUAGAAUCAACGCUCAGUCGACUGCCAAAGAAAUCGACGUUGCGGCGGAAAACGAGAACGAAGAAACUGACGCUGAGGAGUCUGGUUCAGACAGUGACGUCAGUAAAGUCAGUGGAGAGGAAUCUGGUUCAGACAGUGAAGUCAGCAGAGUCAGUGAAGAGGACAACUUGGUAUCAGGCUACGCCAGUUCCGAGGACGAAGAAAGCGAGGAACAUGAGCCUGAUGUCAUCUUAGCGCCCCCUGACGAAGCUAACUCUCAAAACCAGCAAGCCUUCAUUUCGCUAUUCGAGCAAUACUCACUGGAUCCAUAUUCCACCUGGAACAUGCAAUCCAAGAAGAUCCAAGAUGACGCACUCUUCUACAAAAUUAGCAGCGAUGCCACCAGACAGGGUCUUUUCGAUAAAUGGUGCACGCAACAAUUUCAUGACAACAAUGAUAUUGAAAAGGAUCUGAAUGAAAGUGAUGUUGAAUCAGUUGAGACAGAAUCCGAGCAAGGCUCUGACGACCUGGAGCCCACAAAAUAUCAUUACCUGUCACACAUAGUUUCGAAGGCCAAUAUUUUACCAACCACGUUAGCCAAGGACGUAAGAGUAGAGCAGAAAGCGCUUUUUAGGCAAUUCAAGAUUAAAGACACUCUUGACAAGAAAACUCAGGAAGAAUUCAUAUCAAAACUCUUAUUCUACUACAAAAAGCUGACACCUGAAGAAAGAUCGAACGUCUUUGAUAAGCUACUCAACAGUAAACUAAAAGUGAUAAAAAACGGGCUUCGAAACACUGGAAAGCUAAAAGAAUUGGCCUCACAGCCAGAUUUGCCGAAAGAAUCAUAUGCCAUUGAGAGUCAAUUACUCGAGCUUGAGGAUUGCAUGGACUUUCAUGGUUCGAACAAGUUUCUGCAGGAAGAUAUUCAGUAUUACGUUUUAGGCAUCAAACCUAAGACCAUUGCAUUGAAACAGUUUCUCCAUAGGAAUUUAGCAUAA